CCUUAAAACCAAGUCAGUAAAUGUGGGUUUGGCCCUGGACACCAACCGAUACUUAAUCUUCCCUUAUUUACCCAAGUGAACUCAUUGAGUGGCCACCUCAUCCGGAGAUCCACAUAGACUUGCACUACUGAUCUGCUCUGUAGUGAGCUUGGUGGCAUCCCAGCCUUCAGAGGGCAUCCAAUUGGCAUUGGGCAAGAUCACAAACAGGAGCGCUGGCAUUCCCGCUUGUUUAGAUACCUCGGAUACUCUGAUCUGCAGCCUACAGGACGCCUGGGGGGACAGAUUGCACAAGUGACUCUCGGUGCUACAGUUAUUUCCCUCUGUAUUCAGAGAAAGGAGAACCGCUGAAUCCUCACGUCUGAGCUGCCUGAUCUGCAGCGUGCUGUGAUCUUAACCCAAGAGCUGACAAUCUUAUCCCAAGGCAGCACUGCCAUAUCCUCACCGGAACACUACAAGAUAUUCUGCCUAGGGGCCCCCCUCCUCUCUCCAUCCAGCCAUGGCUAUGGUCACAGGCCUCAUCCCCAUUCUCCGCACGGCGGUAGAAGCCACCACAGACUAUGCCGGCAGAACCAUGUGGUAUGGCUUUGCGGUGGUCCGACUGCUUGCCCUCUACGUGUCUGAGCGGCCUUGGGGUCGCCUGGAUCAGGACUUUGAUUGUCUCAUUAAUGGGACCUUUGAGUUCUGCCGAAAGGCUUGCUUCAAUGAACAUUUCAACGUGCCGGUGGUGUCCCUGUGGAACACUUGCUACGUCUUCUUUGUGGCCUCUGUGCUCCUGAUGGAGCUCUUCACCUCUCAACUGCGCCACAACCUGCACAAGGCCGCUAUGAAGAAGAAGAAGCCGUUGUCCGAAGAGAAGACCCUCACCGGCACUUGGGCUUCAGAACAUGCCCACAAGGAUCUGGUUCUGGAUUUCCACCAACAGAAGAUCCUGCUGGUUCUCUAUUUAGGCUGCAUCAUGCUGAGGCUGGUUGGGGAGCUGGCCUUUCUCUAUGCCCUGUUCUGGUGGCACUUGCCCAUGGUUUCUGGAGAAAAGAUAGUCUGUUCCACCGAGUUCUGCCCUGGGCCCUAUAACUGCCUGGUGAGAUACCCUGCAGAGAAGCGCAUGUCUCUUUACCUCUUGGCCUUCCUCUCCAUUUGUGUGGCCCUGGUGAGCAUAGUGUUUGGGAUGUACAGUGGGUGCCACUAUCUCCCCAAGACUAAUGAGAAGCAGGAAGUGGCCGUCUGACUUUGCAGGACAUUAGCAGUGUUGGACUGGGGUGCCUGGGGCCCAGUGGUGGGGGAGGAGCACCCAAAAUUCCUGGAGUGAGAAGUGCUCCUUGGUCGGAGGGGCCCAGUGGUGGGGGAGGAGCCCCAAAAUUCCUGGAGUCAGAAGUGCUCCUUGGUUGGAGAGGCUCAGUGGUGGGGGAGGAGCACCCAAAGUUCCUGGAGUGAGAAGUGCUCCUUGGUCGGAGGGGCCCAGUGGUGGGGGAGGAGCAACCAAAGUUCCUGGAGUGAGAAGUAGUCAUUGGUCAGAGGGGCCCAGUGGUGGGGGAGGAGCACCCAAAAUUCCUGGAGUCAGAAGUGCUCCUUGGUCGGAGAGGCCCAGUGGUGGGGAGGAGCACCCAAAGUUCCUGGAGUGAGAAGUAGUCAUCGGUCAGAGGGGCCCAGUGGUGGGGGAGGAGCACCCAAAGUUCCUGGAGUGAGAAGUGCUCCUUGGUCGGAGGGGCCCAGUGGUGGGGGAGGAGCACCCAAAGUUCCUGGAGUCCUUGGUCGUUGGGGCCUACACUAGCUGAGCCCACCAGGUGUUUUCCCAGUGUCCCGCCGGCCCAGUCUAAACAUGGACAUUAUCCCCAGGUAACUGGGGGCAGGUAUAACCCCCACUGUUUAUUUAUUUUAUGGUCAACUAUUGUUAUUUUUAUAAAAUAAAGUAACUGAAAGAACUUAAAUAACAUUUACUUAUAUGAAAUAAAUGUGCAACCCAUGA
This is a messenger RNA of Xenopus tropicalis (tropical clawed frog), 1963 nucleotides long. RefSeq names its product gap junction beta-3 protein-like. The record is from RefSeq and is a predicted model, not a curated record. Gene Ontology annotation, cellular component: connexin complex; plasma membrane. Gene Ontology annotation, biological process: cell communication. Lineage: Eukaryota; Metazoa; Chordata; Amphibia; Anura; Pipidae. The transcript is spliced from 2 exons. Bases 497 to 1225 code for a protein of 242 amino acids.